Messenger RNA from Saprolegnia diclina VS20, 171 nucleotides. RefSeq lists its product as hypothetical. Gene Ontology annotation, molecular function: cellulose binding. The record is from RefSeq and is a predicted model, not a curated record. The transcript has a single exon. Gene Ontology annotation, biological process: carbohydrate metabolic process. Lineage: Eukaryota; Oomycota; Saprolegniomycetes; Saprolegniales; Saprolegniaceae. The annotation marks the transcript as partial. Gene Ontology annotation, cellular component: extracellular region.
CCGACGCACAAGCCCAAGCCGACGUCGCACACGGGUGGCGCCAACAAGCGCUGGGAGCAGUGCGGCGGCAAAGACUUUUCGGGCUCCACGCAGUGUCUCGAUGGCGACAAGUGCCACAAGUACGACGCGUGGUACUCGCAGUGCAUUCCUGCCAAGCCACACAGCAGCUAA